AUGCACGUACGUGUGGACAAGCAUGAGCACGAAGGUGAGGAAGAAGGCGAGGAUGACGACAGCAGACGGAAGUGCGUGUACGAGGGAGGUCAGGUAGGCUCAAUGGAUUCGAGCACAAGACCAAGCGCGGAUGUGGUGCGACCUGUGCACAGGAGGGACCUCAUGGGUAGCAGCAGAGCGUCGACCGUGGUUCAAGGAGGGGAACCCGUACCCAAUAAAAGGAGAGAGGAUCAUGCCGACCAUCAUCAUGGAGAUGGCUCUGGCCCGAGUGUCCACGCAGUUCGCGAGCGCGCGAGGGCGAGCGAAGGGAAAGAACUAUAUGACGUGGAAACCGUGAAAGGUGAGAAAUAUUUGGAUUCCUGUCAUGUAGUGAACGAGGAGCCCGACGCUGUCCAGAAUAAGAAGGCAGGAUUGAGCGGGCUGCUGCAUGCAAGCGACGACGAGGAGAUACAGGAUGUGCUUCCGGCACAACAAGCGAUGACGAAAGGAACGAUGAGCAACAAUGUGGUCAAUGGAAAGACCGAUGUUGCGAACGACGAUGAAGAUGAGAACGAAGACGAGGACGAGGACGAGGACGACGAAGACAAGAAUGAAGACAAGAACGGAGACAAUAAUGAAGACGAGGAUGAAGGCGAGAGCGAGAACGAGAACGAAAACGAGAACGAAGGCGAGGGAGAAUAUCACGAGGGUAAGGACGAGGCCAAGGACGAAGGAAGCGCGGCUGGGGGCGAGGGCGAAGAUGCUGAGGGGGGCGAUGGUGCGGACGACGGGAAUGCGCCACAGCGAAGACAAACAUAA
Eufriesea mexicana is the source of this 798-nucleotide messenger RNA. RefSeq names its product acidic leucine-rich nuclear phosphoprotein 32-related protein-like. The record is from RefSeq and is a predicted model, not a curated record. NCBI's taxonomy places the organism in Eukaryota, Metazoa, Arthropoda, Insecta, Hymenoptera, Apidae. The transcript has 3 exons. Bases 1 to 798 code for a protein of 265 amino acids.